AUGGCACAAAGAAUCAGCGGCAGCGUCAGCUUCGACGAAGAAUUCGCGCAGUUUAUGGCUGCUCGCGAGGAGGCCAAGAAGAUCAAGAAAGAGGAGGAGGAGGAGGAGGAGGAGGAGGACAAGAAGCGCAAGCCCAAGGACCAGGGCGGCCGUGAUGCCGUCAAAUGUUACCAUUGUCAGCGCAUAGGGCACAAGGCCCAUGAGUGCUAUGAGCGAGAAAAUCAGCGUCAAGCUGACCGUGUAGACGGCUUCAACUUGGCCUAUGUGACAAUCAACCCUUGUCUUGACGCGUUAGAUUUGGGUCUAGCAGCCGAGCAGAAGAAGACCAAGGAUGCUGAGAAGAGGGCCGAGAAGGCCGAGAAGAAGGUCAAGGAACAGGGCGAGAAAAUCGCCUACAUCGAAUACUUUCUUAGGAAGCUUCCCGCCCGGCUUACCACCGAGUAG
Molecule: messenger RNA, 444 nt
Organism: Fusarium venenatum
Lineage: Eukaryota; Fungi; Ascomycota; Sordariomycetes; Hypocreales; Nectriaceae
Molecular function (GO): nucleic acid binding; zinc ion binding
Source: RefSeq, a predicted model, not a curated record